CCGUCUCGUCGUCGACAAACCAACCGCAGCAAACCAUCAACGCAAACGUCAUGGGUCGCAAGUUCCUGGUCGGUGGAAACUGGAAAAUGAACGGCUCGCUUGAGCUGGCCAAGACCUUGGUCAAUUCGCUCAACAGCCAGAAGUGGAACACCGAUCUCCUUGAGGUCGUCAUUGCCCCUCCUUUCCCUUACCUCUCUGUCGUCCGCGAGUCCCUCCGCAAGGACGUUGGCGUCUCUGCCCAGAACGUCUACUUUGAAAAGUCUGGCGCCUUCACUGGCGAGACCAGCACCGAGUUCCUGAAGGAUCUCAAGAUCGAGUGGACCCUCACUGGCCACUCUGAGCGUCGCGAGUACUUCCACGAGUCCAACGAGAUCGUCGCCAAGAAGACCGCCCACGCCCUGGCCUCGGGCAUCAAGGUCAUCCUCUGCUGCGGCGAGAAGCUCGAGCACCGCGAGUCUGGCCAGACCAACGACAUUGUCUUUGCCCAGCUCAAGGCUGUUGCCGAUCAAGUCAAGGACUGGACCAACGUCGUCAUUGCCUAUGAGCCCGUCUGGGCCAUCGGAACCGGCAAGGUCGCCACUCCCGAGCAGGCCCAGGACACCCACGCCGAUAUCCGCAAGUGGCUCGCCGAGAACGUCUCUGCCGAUGUUGCUGCCAACACCCGCAUCCUCUACGGCGGCUCCGUCAACGGCAAGAACAGCGCCUCGCUCGCCGGCCAGGCCGACAUUGAUGGCUUCCUCGUCGGCGGUGCUUCCCUCAAGGAGGCUGAGUUCGCCCAGAUCAUUGCCAACGCCAAUGUCUGAUCUUGAUUUGUGUGUAGUCACAUUAUGCAUUCACUUCCCUGGCUAUUUUUCUUUUUUCAUGGAAAGAGGGGAGGGGAGCGCUUGUCUGUUAGAUCGGCGCUCUCGUUGUUAUCCCUCUGCAUUGCCGGCCCGGGUUUGGGUUGGACUUGUAGGCCUGGGAUGCCUUUCUGUCAAUAAAUGUUGCAUAUCCGUA
This is a messenger RNA of Polychytrium aggregatum, 996 nucleotides long. RefSeq names its product Triosephosphate isomerase. Gene Ontology annotation, cellular component: cytosol. Gene Ontology annotation, biological process: glycolytic process; glyceraldehyde-3-phosphate biosynthetic process; gluconeogenesis. Gene Ontology annotation, molecular function: triose-phosphate isomerase activity. The transcript has 6 exons. NCBI's taxonomy places the organism in Eukaryota, Fungi, Chytridiomycota, Chytridiomycetes, Polychytriales. Bases 51 to 803 code for a protein of 250 amino acids. The record is from RefSeq and is a predicted model, not a curated record.